AUGGCGCAACUUGACACGCUCGACCUCGUGGUCCUGGCAGUACUGCUGCUCGGUACCAUUGCGUACUUCACGAAAGGCACGUACUGGGCCGUCGCCAAAGACCCCUACGGGAACUCGUUGGCCCAUGCCAACGGAGCCGCAAAGAAGGGAAAAUCGAGAAACAUCAUCGAGAAGCUAGAGGAGAGCGGGAAAAACUGCGUGGUCUUCUAUGGCUCGCAGACCGGUACAGCAGAGGACUACGCCUCCAGGCUGGCAAAAGAGGGUCAGUCCCGUUUCGGGCUGAAGACCAUGGUCGCCGACUUGGAAGAUUACGAUUACGAGAACCUUGACACUUUCCCGAGCGACAAGGUCGCCUUCUUCGUCCUGGCUACCUACGGCGAGGGAGAGCCCACAGAUAAUGCCGUGGACUUCUAUGAGUUCGUCCACGCUGAGGACCCUUCCUUCAGUGGCGAAGGUGAUGGCGAAAAGCCGCUUUCAAACUUCAAGUUUGUAGCCUUCGGUCUAGGCAACAACACGUACGAGCAUUACAACUCCAUGGUCCGGAACGUAAACAAGGCUUUUGAGGCCCUCGGCGCCACCAGGAUUGGAGCUGCCGGUGAAGGCGACGACGGUGCAGGCACAAUGGAAGAAGACUUUCUAGCGUGGAAAGAGCCUAUGUGGACGGCAUUGGCCGAGUCUAUGGGUCUGGAAGAGCGAGAGGCUGUCUAUGAGCCAGUGUUCGACGUAGUUGAGAGGCCCGAUCUGGACCCUGAAGAGGACCAGGUCUACCUUGGCGAACCGAACAAGAACCAUCUUGAGGGGACAUCUAAAGGUCCGUAUAACGCGAACAACCCGUACAUCGCGCCGAUUGCCGAAUCCCGCGAGAUCUUCACGGUUAAAGACCGAAAUUGCUUGCACAUGGAAAUUGACCUGAGCGGGUCCAACUUGAGCUACACCACCGGUGACCACGUCGCAGUCUGGCCGACUAAUGCGGGCAAGGAGGUCGACCGUUUCCUGACAAUCACUGGUCUCGCUCCGAAGCGUCACACGGUUAUCAGCGUCAAAGGCCUCGAUCCGACGGCAAAGGUUCCUUUCCCUUCACCCACCACUUAUGACGCCGCCGUCCGUUAUCACAUGGAGGUCUGUGCGCCUGUGUCCCGACAGUUCGUUUCUACCAUCGCACAAUUCUCGCCCAACGAUGAAAUUAAGGCAGAGAUGACCAGGAUUGGCAAUGAUAAGGAUUACUUCCACGAGAUUGUAAUUGAACGCAGUCUCAAUAUUGCGCAGCUUCUGGAAAUCAUGUCCAACGGUGAGCCAUGGUCCAAGGUUCCGUUUUCGCUGUUCAUCGAGGGCAUCCAUAAGAUCCAACCACGAUACUACUCCAUCUCGUCAUCUUCUUUGGUCCAGAAGGACAAGGUCUCGGUCACGGCAGUGGUGGAAUCGACCCACAAGCCGAACGCCCCUCAUAUCGUCAAGGGCGUCACUACCAAUUACCUUUUGGCUCUCAAGCAGAAGCAGUACGGCGAUCCAGACCCAGAUCCACAUGGCCUGAAUUACGCUCUGAAUGGCCCCCGUAACAAGUACGACGGCAUCCACGUCCCAGUGCAUAUCCGUCACUCAAACUUUAAGCUCCCCUCGGAUCCUUCGAAGCCGGUCAUCAUGGUGGGCCCCGGUACUGGCGUCGCACCAUUCCGAGGCUUCGUGCAGGAGCGAGCAGCACAAGCGCGAGCCGGUGAGAAGGUUGGAAAGACGGUCCUGUUCUUCGGCUGCCGGAGAAGGACCGAAGACUUCCUGUACGAGAAGGAGUGGGAGCAAUGGAAGCAAGAUCUUGGCGACAGCUUCGAGCUCCAUACCGCGUUCUCACGUGAGGGGCCAAACAAGGUCUACGUGCAGCACAAGUUACAAGAGAACGCGAAGGAGAUCAACGAGCUGCUACAGCAGAAGGCGUACUUCUACGUGUGCGGAGACGCAGCCAACAUGGCGCGCGAAGUCAACUCUCUUCUCGGUAAGAUCAUCGCAGAACAGAGGGGCCUGCCAGAGUCGAAGGGUGAGGACGUCGUGAAGGCUAUGAGGGCGGCGAAUCAGUACCAGGAGGACGUUUGGUCAUGA
Messenger RNA from Coniosporium apollinis CBS 100218, 2088 nucleotides. Its product is annotated as NADPH-cytochrome P450 reductase. Lineage: Eukaryota; Fungi; Ascomycota; Dothideomycetes. Gene Ontology annotation, molecular function: FMN binding; NADPH-hemoprotein reductase activity; flavin adenine dinucleotide binding. The transcript is spliced from 2 exons. The record is from RefSeq and is a predicted model, not a curated record. Bases 1 to 2088 code for a protein of 695 amino acids. Gene Ontology annotation, cellular component: cytosol.